AUGGCUCUCGCAGUCGGGGGAAUCGGAGCGGCAUGUCUUUCGCCGUCUUCAUCGCCCAGGAUUUCGAUCCAGGAGGGGUUGCGGAGGGCUGGGGUCACCCUACGCCGCCGUGGAGGUUUCAGGGCAAUGGUGCAGCAGCAGACGUUUCAGGGCGCUUCAGCGACCUAUGCUAAGGAGAUGGAGAGGUUAUCGGCGAAGGAAUCGUUACUUCUCGCCGUGAGUGAAUUUUCCUUCUUUUGCCUGCUUGAUUGUCGGGUAUCUUUGCAUUGCCAAUUCAACUGCAUACAGUUACCUUUCGUGUCAACGAAAAGAAUCAAUCAAAUGUUCUUGUCUGCUUGAUGAUACCCUUUACUCUUUAGUGUUUAGAUUAUUUACUCUUUAAUCAUCACUCACAUGCAAGUCAAAACUAAUCGACACUGAAUGUAAUAAAUUCACGAAUGUAGUUACGGCAUUUCAUUCUUUAAUUCCAACCUAGGAUUAUUCUAAGACGUCCCUCACACGCAAUUAAAUUGGUAAUUAGUGUAGUGGGGUCAUCUAUGUAAUUUAGAUAUUUUACUUUUUUUACGUGGAAUUAUUCAAAUACAUAUAUCAUGUCCUAAUCAAACCCUGGGUUUUAUUCCCCGGAAAACAUAAGCUAGCCCAAGAACGAUCAUCAGCUUCGAAUUCAUGUCAAACAUUGAGAGAUCCAUAUCAAAAUUAAUUGGCUACGAGUUAAAAUAUAUUUUUUCAUUGAACUCGAACUUUCUGGUUUUGAAUUUCACCUUUACUUUUUUCUUUGUAAAUAUCAUGAGAGGAUAAAGUAAACUUCUUGGGUGACUCAUAUUAUUGCAAAUGCUGACCGUACUUACCUUCAUUCACAUUUUCCCUUUCUAAUGCUUGUACGGGAAUUCAUAGUUAUGCUGAUCUCAACUCAAUUCUUAAAUUUUCCUUUUCUGAUGUUAUUGCUUCUGCAUAGGUUUUUCCUGAAAUAUUCUUCACAUGAGAUGUUCCGUUGCUAUGAAAGCAGCAUUAUUUAUUGUUGUGCUUAAGUCGCUUCCGAAUUGCUGUGGCGUUGUUCUAUAAUCUUCAUUGACCGUCUUCUAAUAGUGAUGUAGUCUACUUGCAUAUUUCUUCAAAUGAGUUUUCUUUCUUGUAAAAGGCUUUCCAAGAUGUUGUUCCUGAAUCUAUCCCAUUUCAGUUUAAGGACUCUGGGGGCUUUGAAUCUUUGGUUAGUGGAAAGACAACUGAGAUGCAGCGGAUUGAUGUGAAUGAGAGGAUUGUCGGUCUUGAACGCCUUAAUCCCACUCCUCGACCAACAACGUAUGUCAACUCAAUCCCUCACCUCAACCAAGUUAUAUAAGAGUUUCUGUAUUUUUGUCUCAUCUACUUAGAGUUCACUUGCCCAUAGAAAAGAGAAGCUCAUUUUUUAAUUUAUUUUUUGCAUCAAACGGGAUAGCAUUGAUGGCUCUUGAAUCCUUCAGACCAUUUAAUGGUAUGGAUCCAGUUGGGAUUAUUGAUUUUGCAACAGAAAGGGUUCCGUUUUCAGGAAGCUCUGUAAUAUCCUUGCUUUCAGCGCUUUUCCCCCCCCAAUAACAAGAUCCAGAGGUCAGACUCAGAGUGAGUUUUGUUAUCAAAGGAUUUGUAUGGUCUGAUUUGUUUUCGCACAUGCAUCUGUCUCAGUUUUUUUUUUUUUGUCGAAUUGUUAAACCAUGUGCGACCACGAAAAAUUUCCCAUCUUUAUUUCAAGGGCCAGUACCAAGAAUUGGCUUAUCUUAGGCCUGAGGAUUGAUAUACGAGUCAUCUUCCCCUCUCAAUGUUUAUUUAUCCUUGCGAAACACUGAUUGCUAUUCUAACAACUUCUUUUUGGUCUUCUUCUGUUUUUCAUUUUACCCAGGUCACCUUUCUUGGAAGGUCGAUGGAAUUUUGAGUGGUACAGCGCUGGUAGUCCAGGAUUACUUGCUUCAAAAUUGCUUUUUGAGUAUGUUACUCAUCCCUUUUCUCAGUUUUCGGGCAUUUUUGGUGAACAGAGUUAUUUUUUUGUUGUCUCACUGUGGGACUGGUCCUUAUCUUUCGAUUUUUGUUGGAAUUGACGACCUCCAAGCUAAUGAUUACAACAAAAUUCAGAAGUUUCUAUUUUCAUAAUUCUUUUGUCAUCCGUCUUGCUAAUCCUUAUAUUUUGCCGAGACGUAUCCUCUACGAUGAUCAGCUUGGCAGUAAAAUUAGCUACGUGUACUUUGAGCUGGAGCAUUUGCAGCUAACUGCUCAUCAGAACUUGGCAUUAAUUCUGUGUGUGUGGCCAUGUUUACUGCUGCUCGAAUAUCUUAUCGAAUUCUCAGUUGUUCCCGCGGGAACCUAUGUGAGCUCGAUAAAUUCUAUCCAUUGAUCCGCGCAUUGUCAUUUUUCUGCUUUAGUGUCUUUACCUAGUUCAAAAAUGGCCCCCUAUGUUUGUCUACGCAGGAAUAGUCUUCUUUUCAUCUUACAUUUUCCUUUGACGUUCGAUUGCCUUCAAUGCUGUUUUUAUUGCUUAUCGAGAUGAAAGUCCAUGAGAGGCAGCAAUUCAUCUUAUUGAUGCGCUCUGAUGCUGUCUUCACAGGAGAUUUCCCACAGGUGUAGCAAACUUGACGAGUUUGAAUAUGCUGGUCAAGGAGGGUUACUCCAAAGUCACAGCAAAUUUGAAGUUCCUUAACUCAGUAAAUUCUCGCCUUAAGUCAAUCUUCUUUGGCUAACCCUCGCUAUAUUUCUCUCUAUAUGUGUGCACUUUACUAUCAUGUAUUUGAAUCAGUAUUUCAGAUGCCUACAUAAGUUGUCCUAAUAAUGCUCGAGCAGCGUGGUGAUUGAAUCUUUAGAACUUUUUUCUGAAUCAUUUAACUUUCAAUAGUUUUAAUGUCGGCAGUGCUGUGUUUGAGAAGUUUUCAGUUGUCCUGGUCAGCUCACAUUGUAUAUUAAUGGCCGAUUUUAUGGAAAUAGUAUCUCAAUUUUUAUGCGUCAUUUGGAAAAUUCAAGACAGACAGUUUUCGUGCUACUUAGAGUUUCUUGUGUUGAGCUUUCGGAAUUAUGAAGGAAUUCUACAACCUUUGCAUUAUUAAAGAUAAUAAUAGGUGCUGAAUGUAUUGUCUCUUAUAUCAAUUUGUGUGUGGUUCAGGUAAUAACAGGGAACUUCCUCUUGACCACGAAAUUGUCCGUUGAAGGACCCUCCAGAUUGAAAGAGGAGUACUUUGAAGGGGUCUUUGAGAUGCCCAAAGUGAGUGAAGAGUCAAUACCAGAACAGUUGAAAGGGCCCUUCGGACAGGCUGUUGGUUCUCUGCAGCAGCUUCCUCUUCCCAUACGGGAUGCUAUCUCAAGCGGCCUCCGAAUUCCACUGAGUAAGCAGACUCGUGGCCUCUCAAUCCACUAGUGAUGGCCCAGUUAUUUAUCAUUGCUUAGCCGCUAUAUCUCAAGAACGCUAUUGAACUUGGAUCAUAUAUUAUAAUGGGAAAUUGCUCGGAUCAAUAGAGGAUAACAAUCUUUUGACUGAAUUAUUUUUGCUAAUCUUUACUGAACUACCGGAUGCAUCGCCUCUCAUGAUGCUUCUGUUGCAUGGAGACGAAAACUGGAUGGAGUAAAGAAACUUGAUUUUAUGUUUUAACAUGAUAAUUUCAUUCUUCUGCCGCCGUUUUUUCCUUUUGGAGCUAAGAGGUUCUUAUUUCUUUGUCUAUUCCAGGCGGCACUUACCAGAGACUUUUUAUGAUUUCCUAUCUCGAUGAAGAAAUACUGGUAAUUCCUUCACUCGACCCUAUGAUUAUGAUUUAUUUAUUUUUGGAACUUUUCAAGUUUUUGUUACCCAGUUUAAAUCAUCUUUUUCAGUGAUUAAACAUCCAAAAAUUGAAAAUUCAUCAUUAUCCAAAAAUUUCAACCCAGACCCUUAAAAUGGCAAUACCGCCCCAAAUUUUCGAUGCCAUUCUUGUUUGGGUUCUCUCCUGGUUUCUCCACACUGACUCAAGCAUCGAAUAUGUUCAAGUUUCAUCCUAUGAAUCUCUUAGGAUGCUGAUCUAAUCAGUUUUUCAUGGCAGUUGGGGCUUCUCUGACAUUCUCUGUGCUGUUUGCAGAUAGUGAGAGAUGCUUCUGGUUCACCGGAUGUUCUUACGAGGAUGGCGGGGCCACCAGACUCGGACUUGGAUCCGGUCUCAGAGUACGAGAGCUAA
This is a messenger RNA of Spirodela intermedia, 4160 nucleotides long. The record is from the annotation of a GenBank genome assembly. NCBI's taxonomy places the organism in Eukaryota, Viridiplantae, Streptophyta, Magnoliopsida, Alismatales, Araceae.